GGCUGUCUGAGGAGGGGCCACAGUGGAGACCAGUGCUGUGAGGGAGCCUCUGGUGGAGGUGGGUGCGGUGGUGCCUGCCCCCACCAGGCAGAUGGUGGCAAAUGCAAAGGCCCUGGGGUGGGAUGAGCCCAGGAUGGGACAGGCCAGUGUGGCCAUGGAGGUGGGGCAGCAGGGGCCAUGCACCAGGCAGAGAUUUUCUUCUGACUGCCUUGUGGAUGCCACUGAGGGGCUUUGAGCAGUGGCGGGGCAGAGUCUGCAUCUUUUGGCUGUGUGUGGGGAAUGGAGCUGGCAUCACUGGAAUCCAGGCCCUGCAUGAUUCCACUCCACAGAACUCGGAGGCAGAAGGGGAGAUGGGGCAGGACAGAGCCUAGUUCCAGAGCCAGGCAGGCCUGCUGCUGGUUUGGUUGGAAAUGCAUGGUGGGUGACUGGAGCUACUAUUUACUGAGGUGCAGGUGACCUGAGGCAUUCAGGGGCCCUGUAGAGCAGACAUCUUCAAACUCUCCCUCAGAGUGGGAGAAGACCCUGCCCCGGGGCCACGUCCGCUCCUCAAAAGGCUCCUCCUAAGGAAAGGUCCCUCCUCUUGCAGUCAUGGCCCUGGGGUGUGGAAACUGCGGGGUCCCAGCAGAUGUAAGGGUGUUGGGGAGUGGCUCCCCCGUGGGCCACAGGUCUGCAGCAGCUGCGGGAGCCUCUACACCAGCGGUGUUCAUGGUGAUCGUUGAUGACAAGUUGAUCUUUGAUGAAUUCAGGCUCAGAACUCAAGAGGAUGUGGCAUUGGGGGACUCUGCUGUGACCAAGCCCCUUCUGCUCCCGUCUCCUUAUUUCUGGAACCAGCUUCUCUGUGCUCGCAUUUCUAGAAAGAGGAAUAGGGACAGAGGCGAGCAUUUGUCCAUGCUAUGUGAACUGAUUAGGGGAAAAAAGCUCUUUCUCUUCUAUUAAACACAGCUUUUAUAUCAGAUGAUGAUUUAUCGAAGUGGAGACUAUUUCUGUUUUGAUCAGUGGUGUUCCAAUUGUAGUCACACUGUGAAAAGGAGAUAUGGUUCAAUGGUGGACCGCAUAUACCAUGCUGGUCCUGUAAGAUGAUAGGACCGCAUUUUUUACGUUACCUUUUCUAUGUUUAGAUAAGCAAAUACUUACUAUUGUGUUACAGGUACCUACAGUAUUCCGUUAGUUAAGUGCUGUACAGGUUUGCAGCCUAGGAGUCGUAGGCUGGGCCGUAUAGCCUAGGUGUGUAGUAGGCUAUACCAUCUAGGGUUGUGUAUGUACACUCUAUCAUGUUUGCACAACUACAAAAUCCCAUAGCAAUGCAUUUCUCAGAAUCCUGUCAGGAAGCUACACACGAGUGUACUGCGGUGAUGAUUCGGGAGACGUUAGCACAGCCCUAUGGUUGUAGGAAAUCAAGACGAAUUCAAUUUAUAUGCAUGUUUGUGUUGCAAAAAGUUACAGUAGGGUGAAUCAAUAGAGUGAUUUCAAGCAUGAAUAUAUAACGUUGGGUUUACAUUUUGUAGUAACAGAAAUAGGAGUUCCUAGAGGAAGAAGUGUAUACUUUCUGGCCUUAAGAAGAGCUUGUUCGUGUGCGUUGUAAAUAGAUGGCCAUGGCUGUCACGUCACCGUGCCUAGAUUCUAAUAGAUAUAUUUACAAGAGUGACAUGGCAGUUUUAUUUUAACUCAGUAUUUACAGUAUGCUGGAAAUGAUGUCCCUUGCAGCUGUUUAAAACAGGGAUGAACAGUUUAUACUGUCAGCUGAGAUGCAGGGAGUGGCAUUUUAGGAAAUAUUUUCAUGGGGAUACUGGCAAAACUCAAAGAGCCUGGCUGCUCCUGGUUCCAGGCAUCAGGUGGAGCUGCCGUCCGGGGCCUGGCAGGGCGAGGGGCCGCCAGGAUGCCGGCUUGGGAGUUGGGGGUGGCAGGUAAGUGCUGCAUGUAGAGGGACGGAGGUCUAGGUAGCCAGCUUGGGGUACCCCCUGUGGAGGCUCUGGAGGGGAGGUGCAGACAGCAAAGGGGCUUAGGAGGGAGCACGCAGUGAGAGGGACCCUCCAGGGCAGAAGGGAUUUCCAGAGGAGGCAGUAAGGAUGGCUUCGGGUGGAGAGGACCUGGGAUUGGGCAGGGACCCUGCUGAAGCCACUCGUCCUACAUGAAUCCUACUCAGAGCAGGAGAAGCCAAGAUCAGCGAUCCUCCCGUCUUGGCCCCCCAAAGUGCUGGGAUGACAGGUGUCAGCCUGUCCUGGAGUCCUCCAAGCCCGUGGGGUCUGAUGAGCACAGACGGCUCAGCUCUUCCUUGCUUCCAUACCCUUACAUAAAACUGGAGCUCGGCUUUCUCAGAGAGGAUGCUUUUAUUUGCCUGAGAUGCACCAUCUGUUACUGGCUCCGUUUGACCGAUCUCCUUGUUCAUCGUGGUCCAGGUCUGCACCUGACAGCUCUGAGUGCUGACCUACUGCAGGCGUCAUCAGUAAACCUUGACUAAGUGAUGCGGCUCACGGCAAACUCACUGUGUCAGAGAUGGCUGAAGAUGGGAGCGAAGAGAUCAUGUUCAUCUGGUGUGAAGACUGCAGCCAGUACCACGACUCCGAAUGUCCCGAGCUGGGCCCAGUGGUCAUGGUCAAAGACUCCUUUGUGUUAAGCAGGGCAAGGUCAUCCCUUCCUCCCAACUUGGAGAUCAGACGACUGGAAGAUGGAGCCGAGGGGGUGUUCGCCAUCACUCAGCUCGUCAAGCGGACACAGUUCGGUCCCUUUGAGUCCAGGAGGGUCGCCAAAUGGGAAAAGGAGUCUGCAUUUCCCCUGAAGGUGUUCCAGAAGGACGGGCACCCCGUGUGCUUCGACACCUCCAACGAGGAUGACUGCAACUGGAUGAUGCUGGUGCGGCCAGCGGCGGAGGCCGAGCACCAGAACCUGACGGCCUACCAGCACGGCAGCGACGUGUACUUCACCACCUCCAGAGACAUCCCCCCGGGUACCGAGCUGCGCGUGUGGUAUGCGGCCUUCUAUGCCAAGAAGAUGGACAAGCCCAUGCUGAAGCAGGCCGGCUCUGGCGUCCACGCUGCAGGCACCCCAGAAAACAGCGCCCCCGUGGAGUCGGAGCCCAGCCAGUGGGCGUGUAAAGUGUGUUCUGCCACCUUCCUGGAGCUGCAGCUCCUCAAUGAACAUCUGUUGGGCCACUUAGAACAAGCCAAAAGCCUUCCUCCAGGCAGCCAAAGCGAGGCAGCAGCUCCCGAGAAGGAGCAGGACACACCCCGGGGGGAACCCCCUGCAGUGCCCGAGAGCGAGAAUGUUGCCACCAAAGAACAGAAGAAAAAGCCUCGAAGGGGGAGAAAACCCAAAGUGUCCAAAGCUGAGCAGCCUCUAGUCAUCGUGGAAGACAAGGAACCCACAGAGCAAGUGGCAGAGAUCAUUACCGAGGUCCCUCCGGAUGAGCCUGUGAGUGCAACGCCAGAUGAGCGGAUCAUGGAGCUGGUUCUGGGGAAGCUGGCCACCACCACCACUGACACCAGCUCGGUUCCAAAGUUCACCCAUCAUCAGAAUAACACCAUCACGCUCAAGAGGAGCUUAAUUCUCUCAAGCAGACACGGCAUCCGGCGCAAGCUCAUCAAACAGCUCGGGGAGCACAAGCGGGUUUACCAGUGCAAUAUCUGCAGCAAGAUCUUCCAGAACAGCAGCAACCUGAGCAGGCACGUGCGCUCGCAUGGUGACAAGCUGUUUAAGUGCGAAGAGUGUGCAAAAUUGUUCAGCCGCAAAGAGAGCCUAAAGCAGCACGUUUCCUACAAGCACAGCAGGAACGAGGUGGACGGCGAGUACAGGUACCGCUGCGGCACUUGUGAGAAGACCUUCCGCAUCGAGAGCGCGCUGGAGUUCCACAACUGCAGGACAGGACUCAUAGCACACCCUGGAGAGGGGGGGCCCGGCGGCAGUCGGCUUAGAGACCUACCAGAUGACAAGACGUUCCAAUGUGAGAUGUGUUUCAGAUUCUUCUCCACCAACAGCAACCUCUCCAAGCACAAGAAGAAGCACGGCGACAAGAAGUUUGCCUGUGAGGUCUGCAGCAAGAUGUUCUACCGCAAGGACGUCAUGCUGGACCACCAGCGCCGGCACCUGGAAGGAGUGCGGCGAGUGAAGCGAGAGGACCUGGAGGCCGGUGGGGAGAACCUGGUCCGUUACAAGAAGGAGCCUUCCGGGUGCCCGGUGUGUGGCAAGGUGUUCUCCUGCCGGAGCAAUAUGAACAAGCACCUGCUCACCCACGGCGACAAGAAGUACACCUGCGAGAUCUGCGGGCGCAAGUUCUUCCGCGUGGAUGUGCUCAGGGACCACAUCCAUGUCCACUUCAAGGACAUCGCGUUGAUGGAUGACCACCAGAGGGAAGAGUUUAUCGGCAAGAUCGGGAUCUCCUCGGAAGAAAACGAUGACAAUUCUGACGAGAGCGCAGACUCGGAGCCUCACAAGUACAGCUGCAAGCGGUGCCAGCUCACCUUCGGCCGGGGGAAGGAGUACCUGAAGCACAUCAUGGAGGUGCACAAGGAGAAGGGCUAUGGCUGCAGCAUCUGCAACCGGCGCUUUGCACUGAAGGCCACCUACCACGCCCACAUGGUCAUCCACCGUGAAAACCUGCCGGACCCCAACGUGCAGAAGUACAUCCACCCCUGCGAGAUCUGCGGGCGGAUCUUCAACAGCAUCGGGAACCUGGAGCGCCACAAGCUCAUCCACACAGGUGUGAAGAGCCACGCCUGCGAGCAGUGUGGGAAGUCCUUUGCCAGGAAGGACAUGCUGAAGGAGCACAUGCGUGUGCACGACAAUGUCCGCGAGUACCUGUGUGCCGAGUGUGGGAAAGGCAUGAAGACCAAGCACGCGCUGCGCCACCACAUGAAGCUGCACAAGGGCAUCAAGGAGUACGAGUGCAAGGAGUGCCACCGCAGGUUCGCGCAGAAGGUCAACAUGCUCAAGCACUGCAAGCGGCACACGGGGAUUAAAGAUUUCAUGUGUGAAUUGUGUGGGAAGACAUUCAGCGAGAGGAACACCAUGGAGACCCACAAGCUCAUCCACACAGUGGGCAAGCAGUGGACGUGCUCCGUGUGCGACAAGAAGUACGUGACCGAGUACAUGCUGCAGAAGCACGUUCAGCUCACACACGACAAGGUGGAGGCGCAGAGCUGCCAGCUGUGCGGGACCAAGGUGUCCACCAGGGCCUCCAUGAGCCGACACAUGCGGCGCAAGCACCCCGAGGUGCUCGCGGUGAGGAUCGAUGACCUGGACCACCUCCCGGAGACCACCACCAUCGACGCCUCCUCCAUUGGCAUCGUCCAGCCUGAGCUGACUCUGGAGCAGGAGGAUUUGGCCGAAGGGAAGCACGGGAAAGCUGCCAAGCGAAGUCACAAGAGAAAGCAGAAGCCAGAAGAGGAGGCGGGUGCUCCGGUGCCCGAGGACGCCACCUUCAGCGAAUACUCAGAGAAAGAGACGGAGUUCACAGGCAGUGUAGGCGACGAGACCAAUUCCGCAGUACAGAGCAUUCAGCAGGUAGUGGUGACCCUGGGUGACCCAAAUGUGACCACACCAUCGAGCUCAGUCGGCUUAACCAACAUCACCGUGACCCCCAUCACCACUGCGGCCGCGACUCAGUUUACCAAUCUCCAGCCGGUGGCCGUGGGGCACCUUACCACCCCUGAACGCCAGUUACAGCUGGACAACUCAAUCCUGACCGUGACCUUUGAUACCGUCAGCGGCUCUGCCAUGUUGCACAACCGCCAAAAUGACGUCCAGAUCCACCCCCAGCCGGAAGCCUCGAACCCACAGUCUGUGGCCCAUUUCAUCAACCUGACGACCCUGGUCAACUCCAUCACGCCCCUGGGGAGCCAGCUUAGUGACCAGCACCCGCUCACGUGGCGGGCAGUGCCCCAGACUGACGUCUUGCCACCCUCGCAGCCGCAGGCACCCCCACAGCAGGCGGCCCAGCCCCAGGUGCAGGCGGAGCAGCAGCAGCAGCAGAUGUACAGCUACUGAGCUGCGUUCCGGGAGACUCGGGGCAAGAACUGCAGAGGGAUGUUUGGGAUUUGUUUAGAUGUGUUUGCUGGAUACCAAACAAACAAAAAGUCAUACAUUGCAAUGUAAGGUUGACUUAGCUUUGCAGAGUAUCUCCAGAUCCCCCGCCAGCAACCAUUACGGUCUGUCAGCUUAACUCUAGAAGGGACCUCUGGCAGGCCAGAGUUUUAAACUGGAUGGGGCUCCACACCAUGCCUUACCAAGGCAGUAAGUCCUGGGCCGGGGCCGCAUCUGCCUCCCCUUACAGAACCAGUGUUCGCCCGACACAGGGUUCGGGAAAGUGAAGCUGAGAGAGAAGCAGGAUUUUAAGAGGCAGGAGAUAAGUUAUUAGGAACACAAAUGGUUCAUUUUCUUUUUUCUUUUAGAGCUCGGUUCCUAUGAGAACACAGACAGUAUUCACAGGUGGCAGCAGGCAGCAGGGAACAUUUUCUCCUCACUUCUGGAUUUUUUUGCAAGCGAGCACAUAGAAGUUAAAGUAACGUGUAUUCUCUUUGAACUAGGAGUGGAGUCGGUUCUUAUACAACUAUGGGCUGAAACCAUGAGGCGUGCUGAGCCGCACCUGAUCCUGCAACCUUCGAGGUCAUCACGGUCAUCAUGUGCAAGGGGUCACGUGAGGUCACUGACUCCAGCUCAAAACGCAUCUUAGUAAUAUCCAUGAAUCGAUUUCCAAUAGAGUUUUUUUCCUUUUUUUUUUUUAACUUUAUUUCAAACAUACAUUAUGUGUUCAAGACUGUUAUGGCCAAUAUUGUGUUUUAGUUUUAUGUUAACAUGAUAAAGUCAUGUGCACUGUAGGACCAUCUGUCCCUGUCCACCCUUCACAGCUGCCCAGAUGCAGAGGGUCGCGCGGCUGUGUGUGAGGAGUGAGCCUCCCUGCUGCCCCCAGGGGCUCCUCCGGGUUGUCUCAGGAUUCUCUGCAAUCCAAAUGUAUCCAUUCUGGCUGAAGCCCAGCCAGAAUCCCGAGUGGAAGAAACGGGGGAAAAGUCAUAUUUUCCUUCUGUUUAAACUUCAAUUCCAAAGGUUGGUGUAUUUCAUGACCAGUUUUCUAUAAAAAUAUUGAAUGAGUUUGGCUCUUUACAAUGGAAAAGUGUAGGUAUUUCUGAAACACAGAGAAAAUGCUAUUUCCUGCCAGGUGGUAAUGAAAGCAGAGAGGUUAGUUCACUAAUAGAAGCAUUAAUUGCCCCUAAAACUGAAUGUGCGGUGAACAGCCAGGUCUGCGUGUGCGGGGACACGUGCUGUCACGUCUGUGUACCAGUUUCGGGGGCAGGGGCCAGGGUUGGGGGAGGCACCCAGCCCUCCUGCUGCCCACGACAAGAAACACUGAGAGGUGUGGGGAGAAGUUUGCUCUUAACUUUCCUGGUACUCUGUUUGUGGCCACAGUGAGAGGACAAACCUGCCUUAAGGUGUCCUGCUUUGCCAGUUAUCCCAGAUCCUGCACUCACUGGGAGUCCAUCUUGAGGAAACACUGGCAUGGCUGAGUAAUUGAUCAGGAGCAGUCCUGAUGUUGCCAGCAGAACAAAGGAUGAUUGUGUUUUUCAAAACGCAACUUUCUCAGCACUUCACUCCAAACAGCAGACUUUUGAGGACAGGGCUGGAAUUUGUUUUGUGCAAUAUAUGCCUUCAUGAACUAAGGAAUGUUCAUCCCCAGGCAGCAUGCAGGAGGGUCUGUGGGGCUCACCUCCUCACCUUACCCACCAUCACUCGCGCCUAGCUCUCACCUCUCAGUUGAAUGAAUAGUGGGAGAUCAUUUGACUUUUAAUUUAUGAGAAUUAUUUUAUGUUAUUUAUGUAUAUAAUUAACUGUUUUAUACAUAGUAGUCUCAUCAAAUGAAUUCGGGCUUGGGGUGAUAUUGUCUCCAUUCUCCAGAUACAAGUGCUCCAGGCAUCCAUGGAAUCAGCAGGAGACCAGGGCUCCUAAGAUAUAUUUUUAAAAAUCAGUAUCGAUUUCUUUUUGCCUUUGCAGAAUCUAAAGGGCAAAUGACCUCGCAGAGACUCCCAACGGGCUUUGGGCUCAUGACGAAACACCCACUAGCAUUGAUCUUUUAUUCCUCUUCCCUAUAAAAUAAAGGCCUUGGAAAUCACAAUUUUAUUUUUUUAAAGAAGUUGUUUUAGUGCCUAGAGUAAGACCGCAUCAAAUGUUGUUAAAGAACCUAAUUUAGAUUGUGUGGUAUAUACCACUGUUUAUCUCAAUACACAGACACCUCUUACUUCUUGUUAUAAGUGAGAACUCUAAAGAAAAAUCAAACUCCCAAGUUUUCUGUAAACAUACGUGGUCUUAAUAGGGUCACUGUCUGAGGCAAAAUGGGUUGUCUUAAAGCAAUUGCUACAAAUUUGCAUCAAAGAAACUAGAUAGCAAAAUACAACAACCAUGUACCACCCAGGCAGAAGAGUCCUCACCUAUACGCAGUUCUGCAUAUUGAUCAUCAUGACAGGAAGUAUUUCGUUUUUUAACUGAUCCCAGGUGCACAGAUGUAUUCAUAAAGGAAGACAUUAGAUCCAGCCAUUGUGGCCACCAGGCUCUGUGGACCCAUCUCAGUGGAGAAUUCGUUUUGGACCCGUGGCUCCGUGCAGCUGUGGACUCGAGUGCCAUCCACUGGUGUGAGUCUUGCGGGGAGGCCACAGGUACAGCUGCUCCCCGUGAAUCCUGGUCUGUGGGUUGAGAAGGGGCUCGGGCCUCUGGAAUGCUCUAGCGUGUGACGUGUUCUCAGGAAAACGUUCUGUGCCAAGUGCCGCCUCGCUGUGUCCGGCAUGGGACUGCGCUGGAGGGUCCGGCGUGGAAGGCAGACCUCCUGUACCUCUAUCGUUCCCAUUUGUGGCAUCCAAAGGCGGAAGGCUCAUGGCUUCCCCACUAGAGGCGGCGUCUUGGGCUUUCCCAUUGGAUUGUGAAAGGCAUUAAGACUGUUUGGAGAUGUUGGCUGUAUUUCCUGUCACAUCAGGUUGUAUGAUGACGAAUAAAAGGUGCUGUGACCCGUGUUUUCAA
Messenger RNA from Homo sapiens (human), 8994 nucleotides. It is a transcript of the gene PRDM15, whose product is annotated as PR/SET domain 15. Gene Ontology annotation, cellular component: nucleus. The record is from RefSeq and is a predicted model, not a curated record. The transcript is spliced from 25 exons. Bases 2494 to 5979 code for a protein of 1161 amino acids. Lineage: Eukaryota; Metazoa; Chordata; Mammalia; Primates; Hominidae.